CUGAACGGCUGUCCUUUGCGAAGAACAUGUCAGUCGUACGUGAUCGGUACCAAAACUAAGCUGGAUAUAUCGAGCGUUAAACUUCCAAAACACCUUACGGACGCUUACUUUCGACGGCCAAAACGACAGAAGAAAAACCGAAAGCUAGAAGGGGACAUUUUUGCCGUUAAAAAAGAGGACUAUGUCGUGAGCGAACAACGUAAGGAAGACCAGAAACUCGUCGAUGGCAUGAUUAUGGAUGUGAUUUACAAGCAUCCUGAAAAAUCGUUUAUGAUGGGAUACCUCAAGUCAUUGUUUUCUCUUAAGACUAAUCAGUAUCCGCAUAAAAUGGUUUUCUAA
Soboliphyme baturini is the source of this 339-nucleotide messenger RNA. The record is from the annotation of a GenBank genome assembly. NCBI's taxonomy places the organism in Eukaryota, Metazoa, Nematoda, Enoplea, Dioctophymatida, Soboliphymatidae.